CCCGAUAGCGGGGAAAUCACAUUCAUAACGCUUCACUGGCCGACCCCUGGUUGUUGUGGCUGGCUGGAGAGGGAGCCCGAUCAGUCUACGCACGCCGUCGGGACUCAUAUUGCACACGACUAUUGUACGACCUGAAGCUCGCUUGCACAUAGUAGACGCUAUGGUCCGCAGAAGGGUCUCGGAGCGGUAUACCAUAGCCCAGUGGGAGGAGUGACUACACGCACUUUUAUAAUGUCUCUUUCGGUCCUCGCUUCCAAGACAGUCCAUGUUCAUUGUCCGGUCUUCACUUACCACUCUCACAAUGUUGCUCAUCACCCUGCUCCUGUCUUUGAUGACCGUCUCGUUCGCUAACGCAUCCCCACUUGGAAAGCUGGAGCAGCGCAGUGCUGCUAGCACGUGCACAGCAGCCGCGGUCCAGCUUGUCGACGCGGUCCUUUCUCUCUUUCCUACACCCGCCCACUCCAUCUGCUCGCAAAUUCUAAGCCGAACGGCGCCGGCAACCUCAACAAUCUCCAGCACCACCGUUGUAAGGGCUUCUACGACACUCAGUGGCAGCACGACCGUCACUGUCACCUCGGGUGAGAGCACCGCCACAACGACCGUCACGACUACCGUCACGAGCACAGCGACGAGUGUCGAUACGAUAUUAACAACGGAAACGGAUCUCACUUCGGCUACUGUAACGACAGUAGACACCACCACCACCGUCAGUUCGGGAACUACAACGACCACACAAACAAUCACCGGGAUCUACAAGCGAACACUCGAAGCCCGUGCCACCGCAAGCAACAUCGGCCAAGCGUUCCCCGGGGCGCCUGCGGCGCUUAGCAGCGUGCUUCUUAAUCUGGCCAGCACGGCCUGUAACUGCUACCUUGGCCCUGUGGUGACACCAUUGACCACAUUGUUACAUACAACCACCACAACGACGCAAAUAAACGAUAUCUCAUCGACUUCCGUCACAGUCCCAAGCGACACGACUACUCUUGUCAGCUCGGUCACCAGCACCGCAGUUAUCGACACGACGAUCAGCACGACCGUUACGGCCACAACCACAACCACUGCCUCCGUAACCGCAACUUCCGUUGUCACUCAGACCGUCCUUCAGACUACCACGACUGCUCAGGCCACUGUCACCGCCACAUGCGCAAGCGCCGCGCCCACCUUUGCCGUGCAGGUUAUAGGAGGCGCUUACAACGGCGAGUACCUCUAUUCCGCACCCUUCGUCAAUCAGAAUGCCGACCUCGCCAGCGCCAGCGGCUCCAUCACUCCUCAAAGCGUAUACACUCUGACCGGCACGGUCUUGUCGGAAUAUAAUGGCGACACCCUCACCGAGCCAGCAGGCCUGGCCUUCGGGUACGUCGAGUUCCGGACGAUUGACGCCUCGGCUGCGGGUGGUGAGGUUCCGGCCGUCUGUUCGAUCGCCAAUAACCAACUCACAUGCGUCGCCGGAUCCGCGAACCAGUUCGGCAUAUGCAAUAUCAGCGGGCCGGUGCUCGUCUUAACGAGGUCGGGCUACUAUCCCUCGGGUUACGGGUGUACGAAUGUAGUACUCUCCGUGAUACCGCUGUGCAUUUCCCCUUCUUGAACCGCUCGCGGGGCUGCUUUGACGAUCUCACGAACAACGAUGACCAUGAAUCAGGCCGGUUCCUCUACGACGACGAGCUGGUUGCCACCGACUUCAGCGUCGCCGCCUCCGGACAUUCUACGUCUGCGCUGUGACAAACGAUGAAAAGAUGAGCAGCGUUUACUUUCUCUG
This is a messenger RNA of Baudoinia panamericana UAMH 10762, 1756 nucleotides long. RefSeq lists its product as uncharacterized. The record is from RefSeq and is a predicted model, not a curated record. NCBI's taxonomy places the organism in Eukaryota, Fungi, Ascomycota, Dothideomycetes, Mycosphaerellales, Teratosphaeriaceae. Bases 266 to 1585 code for a protein of 439 amino acids. The transcript is spliced from 2 exons.